Ctenopharyngodon idella (grass carp) is the source of this 3519-nucleotide messenger RNA. RefSeq names its product zinc finger and BTB domain containing 17 (gene zbtb17). Gene Ontology annotation, cellular component: nucleus. Gene Ontology annotation, biological process: regulation of transcription by RNA polymerase II. Gene Ontology annotation, molecular function: RNA polymerase II transcription regulatory region sequence-specific DNA binding; DNA-binding transcription factor activity, RNA polymerase II-specific; protein binding. The record is from RefSeq and is a predicted model, not a curated record. Lineage: Eukaryota; Metazoa; Chordata; Actinopteri; Cypriniformes; Xenocyprididae.
UGGUGCUUAACUUCCAGCCAUUCGCUCGGCCACUAUCAAUCGAUCAGAGAGCGGAAGAUGGCGGCGCGACGAGGCUGAGCACUGAGAUCGAUCACCGAAACACUCGAUUGGACGGAUCAGCUGAAGUCUGGAAAAGCUAGAAACUCGUCCAUUAUAUAAGGAUACUGUGGCCUUAAGUGCUAUAGUCUGCUGCAUCAGUUAUGGACUUUCCUUGGCACAGUGGGAAAGUCCUUGGGCAACUUAAUGAACAACGUCAAUUGGGUCUUCUUUGUGACUGCACUUUUGUGGUGGAUGGAGUAGACUUCAAAGCCCACAAGGCUGUGCUGGCAGCAUGUAGUGCUUACUUCCGCACACUCUUUUUGGACCAGAAAGAUGUUGUUCAUCUUGAUAUCAGCAAUGCAGCAGGUCUUGAGCAGGUCCUUGAGUUUAUGUACACCGCAAAGCUGACUUUGAACCCUCAGAACAUAGAGGACGUUAUUGCUGUAGCUACUUUCCUUCAAAUGCAGGAAAUUGUCAAUGCUUGUUCAGCUUUUCAGUCCUUGACUGUCCCUUCAUCAACCAAACCUGUAGUAGUAACUGAGCCGGUGGAGGAGCAGCCGAGAUCUGUGAAUAAUCCGGAGGAUGCAAGUUCCCAGGAGGAGCAGGAGAGUCAUUCAGUGACUCAGAAUGAGGUUCCUGAAGUGAAGGAAACUCCCUCACAGUCGGAAACAACAGAAACCCAGGAGACUGUGAGCAACAUGACUGAGAAACAAAGCACAAAGUCUCUGAGAGCUGUCAGCAAAAUUAGUGGGCUGUCCAAAACGAGACAAAAAAAAGCCAGUCUCUUGGAUAGUAAGGCAGAAACAGAGGAAGAGAGAGCCACAAAAGAGAUUCCACCCUACCAAGAUGACCCUUCUGAUGCAGACUACACUCCUAAUCUCUCACAGAGGAUGGCGGCUAAACGGUCGUAUGUUAGCACAAGGAGAAGCAAGUCGAAAUAUGCAACCGUUCACACAUCUGCACAAGCUGAUGACACAGAGGAAAGUGUGUCAAAAACUGAGAGCGUGGAGAACGUGGUACAAGAAGAGGAUGAAGGAGAGGAUGAAGGAGAAGAGGAGGAGGAGCAGGAAGAAGGAGAUGAGGAGAUGGACACAGAAGAUGGAGAAACGACGGGUUCGGAGGGGAAGCAGUCUGCGACCGCAGCUGAGCGCAGUGAGUCCAGAGCAUAUGGCUCCAUCAUACACAAAUGUGAGGACUGUGGGAAGAAAUUUACACACACAGGCAAUUUUAAACGUCACAUGCGCAUCCACACUGGUGAGAAGCCAUUUAGUUGCAGAGACUGUAACAAAGCCUUCUCAGACCCAGCUGCCUGCAAAGCACAUGAGAAAACACACAGUCCUCUAAAGCCAUACUGCUGUUCCACUUGCGGAAAGAGUUAUCGGCAAAUCAGUCUGCUGAACCUACACCGGAAGCGACACACAGGAGAGGCACGGUACAGCUGUGAGGAUUGUGGGAAGCUCUUCACCACUUCUGGAAACCUAAAGCGGCAUCAGUUGGUGCACAGUGGAGAAAAACCCUACCACUGUGACUACUGCGAACGGGCCUUUUCUGACCCCACUGCCAAGAUGCGACAUCUAGAGACCCACGAUACUGACAAAGGUCACAAAUGUCAACACUGUGACAAGAAAUUCAACCAGUUGGGGAACCUGAAAGCACACCUGAAGAUCCACAUUGCAGAUGGGCCACUUAAGUGUAAGGAAUGUGGGAAACAGUUCACCACCUCAGGCAACCUGAAGAGACACCUGCGUGUGCACAGUGGUGAAAAGCCUUUUGUCUGUAUGCACUGCCAGAGAGCCUUUGCCGACCCUGGGGCCUUGCAGAGACAUGUGCGCAUCCACACAGGGGAAAAGCCCUGUCUGUGUCUGAUUUGUGGAAAAGGCUUCACACAGGCCAGUUCACUGAUUGCUCAUGUUCGCCAACACACUGGGGAGAAACCGUAUGUGUGUGACCGCUGUGGAAAAAGGUUUGUCCAGUCCAGCCAGCUGGCCAAUCACAUCCGUCAUCAUGACAAUAUCCGACCACACAAGUGCCACACCUGUAACAAAGCGUUUGUCAAUGUGGGAGAUCUCUCAAAGCAUAUCAUCAUUCACACAGGGGAGAAACCUUUCCUGUGCGAUAAGUGUGGCCGAGGAUUCAACCGUGUGGAUAAUCUGCGUUCCCAUGUGAAGACGGUGCACCAAGGGAAGGCGGGCAUGAAGAGACUGGUGGUGGCUGAGGAGGAUGACGAGGAGGAGAAGCUGCUGCCUGACUCUGCCACCGGCUCAGAGCUCGACAAUAACGAAGUCAACAUUGUCACGGUUACUACAGAUGACAUUGUGACUUUGGCCACAGAGGCUCUGGCUGGCAGUACUGUAGCACAACUCACAGUGUUGCCAGUGGCAACCUCUGUAUCCGCAGAUGAAACUGAGGCACUGAAAGCAGAGAUCACCAAAGCGGUGGAGAAAGUCCAAGAAGCAGAUCCCAACACCCAGAUCUUGUAUGCAUGUGACUCAUGUGGUGAGAAGUUCCUGGAUGCCAGCUCUCUCGCCCAGCACGUACGCAUUCACACUGCCCAGGCCCUGGUCAUGUUUCAGGCGGACUCUGACUUUUAUCAGCAGUACGCAGGAGACGGCACAUGGCAAACCACCGAGCAGGUCAUCCAGGGAGGGGAGCUCUUGUUCCGGACACGGGAAGAGGACAGCGAGGAAGGAGAAGGAGCUCUAGCCCAGCCAGAAUCUCAAACCGAGGGGGCAGAGGAGGAGACCAGUUCACAGGCAGAGACAGAGGAGGGGUCUGGAAAGGUGUAGUCUGGAAGCCAAAAACAGUGAAGAGUUUCUGACCUGAAUUAGCCCAUUGAGAGUUAAAAGGAAAGAGAGAUCCACAUGGAGUUUAGACUGUAACAAAGUGUAUAAUAUUUCUCAUCAGAGGUAUGGUUAUUACUGAUUAACAUGCUAUAAUUAAACACACUCAUAUUUUGAAAAUGCUAGGUAGAUGUGAUAAUAUCUCAAACCACAGCACUAUUAAAAGUACAUUGUAUAGAGUUAAGUUUAAAUAAAAAAGAAAAAAUGUAAUUUAAUAUGAACAAAACUUAAUUUGUAAUGCUGUCAAACCUUUUAAUACUGUUGUCUCCCUGUAAAUGUUCUCUGCCAGAUCAUGUAUUCACACUAUUGUAGACUGAGGCCAAUUAAACAUAUGACUGUCGUGCAAGUUUUCAUUUUUCAACAAAUCAGCUACCAAAUUUUUAUUUAUCGAUUCAUUUAUUAGUGAUUUGUGGUUUGUGGAGUUUACUCAUUUUCCACUUGAGCAUAGUACUGCUUGAACAUUUUCAUUUUAAAAUGCAUUCUAGAGAAUGGACUAUUCUUGUUAUUACUACUGUGUGUUGCAAUCAAUCUUUUAUUUUUGAAUAUCACAGCUUUCGUUGUCAAAUACUCUCAUAUAAACUAGUAUUACAAGUGGUCAAGUAUGCAAUUUAAUGGUUUGUUAAUAAAGUACUAUCUUUUG